AUGGUGCCUAACAGACCAAAUAGAGCUAUAGAUCUUAGUAAACGCCCCCCUCCAGCGUAUCGUAGUACGAGUGGUACGAUAACAGAAACCGACACAUGGAGCGAUUAUUCAGCCUCAUCAGGACUCGGCAAACGACGUGGUAGCUGGGUGAAUCUAGUAGAGUCCGAUGAAAACCUCAACAGGCACAAAGUGAACUGCUAUCCAAAAGUGAAGAAGGUUGGUAUUUUGACCGUGGAGCAGAUUUCUUUUAUUGUUGCAUUUAUGAUAAUUUGGUAUUUAGUUUGAGG
Messenger RNA from Strongylus vulgaris, 287 nucleotides. The record is from the annotation of a GenBank genome assembly. NCBI's taxonomy places the organism in Eukaryota, Metazoa, Nematoda, Chromadorea, Rhabditida, Strongylidae.